Molecule: messenger RNA, 1123 nt
Organism: Abrus precatorius (Indian licorice)
Lineage: Eukaryota; Viridiplantae; Streptophyta; Magnoliopsida; Fabales; Fabaceae
Product: prostatic spermine-binding protein-like
Exons: 2
Coding region: 282-836 (184 amino acids)
Source: RefSeq, a predicted model, not a curated record
UGUGAAAUAUUGUGAGCAGCGAGCGCCGCAAUGCUCAAUCACAAUGUCUCCGUUGGUAUGCAAAACUUUUUACAUUGACCGUCCGAUCGAUUGCCACGUCAUCGAUCCGUGUGAACUCAUGUAUCGACGGCUCAGAUGAGUGCUGCAGAGCAACUGGGAGAACGAGGCGAAGAGCAUGCUAACAUCACUGUCUUCGCUAUUCUCCGUGCUCGAUUUUCGAUCGAUUUUUUCCCCGUUUUCGGAAUCUGGAGGAGAAAGUGCUGCGUCAUUUGGAUUCGAAGAUGAAGGCCACCGACGAAUUGAAGGAGCAGAUUGAGGAAAACGAGGUCACGGUUUUGAGUGAAGACGACGAUGAAUAUGAAUCCGAGGAUGAAGUAGAAGAUGGAGAAGAUGAUGAAGACGACGACGAGGACGAAGACGAAGACGACGAAGACGACGACGACGAUGAAGACGAGGAUGAUGCUCCUGCCGGCGGUGACGACGAAGAUGAGGACGAGGACGAAGAAGAGCAAGGAGGUGAUGGUGAGCGCGGUGGUGAUCCUGACGACGAUGAUAACGACGAUGACGACGACGACGACGAAGAGGAGGAGGAGGAGGAGGAGCACGACGAAGAGGAUUUGGGAACAGAAUACCUUGUGCGCCCUUUAGGCACUGCUGAGGAGGAGGAAGCAUCGAGUGAUUUUGAACCGGAGGAGAAUGGUGAGGAGGAAGAUGAAGGUGAAGAUGAUGAGGAUGAUGAUAAGGCUGAGGUUCCACCUAAACGAAAGAGGUCAGAUAAAGAUGAUUCAGAUGAUGAUGAUGGAGGAGAAGACGAUGAGAGACCCUCUAAGCGAUAGAAUUAUGAAUUGAUCCAUUCUUUGGUUGGGGAUCUAUCUACUCAACCAUAGGUCAAAAUCUCACUCUAUGUCCUUAAACAAAUUUCACAGAAAGGAUAAUUAGGUUCGUGGAAUUGUUUCUUGCUCUGUUGUAUUUAUAUUUAUAUUUAUAUUUAUGGUGAAGUGUUAUUAGGUUUGCUAGUUUUGUCAGGUCGGUGCAUAGUCAACAGUGGAUUAUUAAAACAUGUGGUAGAACAAAUUUUGCACUCUUGAAUUUUAUCUUCUAAGUACUUUCUAGGUCGGAAGAU